AUGGUUCGGAAGUUGAAACAUCACGAGCAGAAGCUCUUGCGCAAGGUCGACUUCACGACCUGGAAGCAGGACAAUGACCACCGGGCCUCAGCAGUCGUCCGUCGCUACAUGAUCCAGAAGCCGGAAGAUUACCACUCAUACAACCGGAUUUGCGGCUCGAUUCGCCAGCUGGCGCACCGGAUCAGCCUCCUGCCGCCCGACAACGCGGUACGCAAGCGCCACGAGGACUUACUGAUCGAAAAGCUCUUCGACAUGGGCAUCCUGUCCAACAAGGACAAGUUUUCGGGCGUUGAGCACCACGCGACAGUGUCGGCCUUUGCCCGACGGCGUCUGCCCGUAGUCAUGACGCGGCUGCACAUGGCGGACACGAUCCAGGCGGCGACCGUGAUGAUCGAGCAGGGCCACGUGCGUGUGGGCACGGAGACGGUGACGGACCCGGCAUUCCUGGUGACGCGCAACCUUGAGGACUUUGUCACCUGGACGGUCGGCAGCAAGAUCAAGCGUCACAUCAUGCAGUACCGGGACGAGCUAGACGACUACGAGCUGCUGUGA
Messenger RNA from Grosmannia clavigera kw1407, 552 nucleotides. Its product is annotated as u3 small nucleolar ribonucleoprotein imp3. Gene Ontology annotation, molecular function: snoRNA binding; structural constituent of ribosome; rRNA binding. NCBI's taxonomy places the organism in Eukaryota, Fungi, Ascomycota, Sordariomycetes, Ophiostomatales, Ophiostomataceae. The record is from RefSeq and is a predicted model, not a curated record. Gene Ontology annotation, cellular component: small-subunit processome; Mpp10 complex; small ribosomal subunit. The coding region runs from base 1 to 552 and encodes 183 amino acids. The transcript has 2 exons. Gene Ontology annotation, biological process: rRNA processing.